AUGAAUCUAAAAAAUUUGUCGUCGUCUGCUUUGAAUUCGAAAACGACGAGUUUAAAAAUACAAAUACCGGAAAAUUUAGACAUGGCGCUCGAAGGAUUGAUAAGAAAAGUAUUGAAAGAACAGCCUAAAACCGAUGAUAUUUAUAUAUUUGCCGCAAAUUAUUUUGAAAAUUUAUUACGACUACGCGAUAAGAAAACAGAUGAGAAAAUUUCAGACGACGACGAUGAUGACGAUUUGAUUAAAUUAGCUCGACAUUUUCCCAAAUCCGCAUCCGAUAGAUUUUCUGCAUCCCCAUCGAGGAGUCAAAUCCCGGAAAAAUAUAAAAUUUUAAGACAAGAACAAAUCGGGAAUAAAAAAAAUAAAACUGACGUUUACGAAUCCCCACCGUCGAAAAAAAUGGCGUUGACGGUUACGGAAAAGAAAAAAAUUUUAUCGCCGGGAAGGAAAACAACAUCGACGACCGUAUCACCAAGAAGAGCUUUGAAAUACGAGGGUAUGGUCCUUGGGGAUAUUGUGGAUUUAAGUCCUGCUAAAAGGAAAGCUUUAACAUUGGGAGAAGCAAUGAGUGGGAAUCGACUUUCUCCGGCGCAUAGGAAAAUCGUUGAAAAAAAUAAAAUUUCCCCGAGGAAAAUUAUCACUCGGGGUGGUAAAACGACUGUGAGUACCACCACCACCACCUCUACUACUACCACUUCUUCUUCUGAUGUUUUAACACUUGGAGAAGCUAUUAGAACAAAUAAACUUUCGCCACAACAUUUAAAUAUCGUUGAAAAAAAUAAAUCCCCACGAAGAUCACCGAAAAAAUUAAAAAUGACCAAUGAUGAUGAUGAUGACGGAAAACUAAGGGAGGAAAAUUCAUCGAAAUAUUUAACCCUUGCACAAGCGAUAAAAACGAAUAAAUUAUCACCUGAACAUAAAAAAAUUAUCGAAAAAAAUAAAUCCCCCCGUCACGAAGAGGACGAAGAACAAAAAAAAACAAGAAAAAAAAAAAAAACUUCGAUUCUAACUGAAAAUGAUGAAAAAAUUAAAAAAUCAAAAGUAGUAAGGGAGGAGGAGAGUAGUGGUGGUGGUGGUAGUAGUAGUAGUAGAAAUGUAGAAAAAUCACAUAGUAAAAAAUUAGGUAAAACAAUUAGUUCUGAACAAAAACAUAAAUUGAUUUCGAAAAAAGGUGAUGAUGAUGUUGUUGUUAAAAAAAAUUUAACGAGAGAUAAAUCUAAAAAGGAAGGUCAUGAAAAAAAAAAAAAUGUUCAGACAAAAGUUAAAAAUUUAGUUGGGAGUGUGCCGGUAGAAGAAGCGGAAAAGAUGAAAAAGGGUAAAAGACCGGACGAUGUGAACAAUUUGGAGGAAAAUGAUGAUGAAAACAUAAAAACAAACGAGAAUGAUAAGGAAAUGGAAAAAGAAGUCGCCGAAGAAAAAGAGGAAGGUGACGUAAGGCAAGACACAGAAGUAGAAGAAGGUCAAACUGGGGGAGAGAAUGUUGAGACUGAAAAAAUCAUAGAAGAAAAAGAAGAGAUAAUUAUUGUUGAAAAAGAAGAAGAAAUAAUUACGAUAAAAAGAGAAGAGAUAAUUGAAAGAAGAACAGAAGAAAUAACUACUGUGGAAGAAAUAAUUGAAAAGGAAGAGAGUUUUAUACAAAAAGGUAGAGAAAUGAAGACGGAAAAAGAAGAAGAAGAAGAAGAAACGGGAGAUGUAAAACAUGUUGAAAAAGAGAAAACUCAAACAGAAGCAGAAUUGAUAGAAAAGGAAGAAGAGGAAAAAGAAGAAAUGCGAGAUGUAAAAGAUGUUGAAAAAGAGGAAACUCAAACAAGAAUAGGAUUAUUAGAAAAAGAAGAAGAAGAAGAAAAGGGAGAAACUCAAAUAGAGGAAGAAAACAUUGAUAAGGAAAAAGAAGAAGAAGAAAAAGGAGAAAUGCGAGAUGUAAAAGAUGUUGAAAAAGAGGAAUCUCAAACAAGAAUAGGAUUAUUAGAAAAAGAAGAAGAAGAAGAAAAGGGAGAAACUCAAAUAGAGAAAGAAAAGGUUGAUCAGGAAGAAGAAGAAAAAGAGGAAACUCAUAUAGAAAAAGAAAAGAUUGAAAAGGAAGAGAUUGAAGUAAGAGAAAAGCACGAAACAUAUGAAAAAAUAGAACUGAUAGAAAAAGAGGAAAAAGUCAAGACGGAAGAAAAAGAAAUUGAAAAAGAAGUUGAAGAAAAAGAAACAAAAGUAAUAGAAAAACAGGAGGAAGAAAUUGAAAAAGAUGAAAUUCAAUUAAAAAAAGACGAAAAAGUCGAGAUGGAAGAAAAAGAAACAGAAAUAAUUGUAAAAGAAAAAAUGGACAAAAAAGACGAAGAAACAGAAAUAAUUGAAAAAGAAAAAAUGGACAAAGAAGACGAAGAAACAGAAAUUGAUAAAACUGAAGUAAAACAAAAACGAGAAAUAGAAGAAGAAACCAAUAAAGAAGAAACGGAAACGAAAAAAGAAAAAGAAAAGGUUAAAACAGACGAAACAGAACCAGACCUAAUUGAAAAAGAAAAAAUGGACGAAGAAGAGGAAGAAACAGAAAUCGAUAAAACUGGAGUAAAACAAAAACGAGAAAUAGAAGAAGAAACGGAAACGAAAGAAGAAAAAGAAAAGGUCAAAGAUGAAACAGAAGCAGAAAUAAUUGAAGACACUAAAGAGGAAACAAUCAACGACGAUACGUUAAAUUCCGACGAUGAAGAAAAUAUUUACGAUGAAGAUAGUUUUGAAGAUACCGUGGAAAAAGAAGAACCUAUUGACGAAGAUGGCAAACAUACUGAAGAUGAACUAGAAAUCGUUGAUGAAAAAGAUGCCGACAAAAAUAGUAAAAAAGACGUUGAGAAGGAUACUGAUAUCACAGUUCCAGCUGAAAUCGACAGGGGUGCUGUCGACAGUUCUAUAUUAACAAAAGAAGAAAAUGAUGAAAAUGACAAAACGGAAAAAUUAACUGAUAGUCAAACCCUUGAAGAAGAAAAAAUGACGAAAGAUGACGUCACAGAAAACGAUGAAAGUCUUUCAUUAAAAACUGAAGAAGUAGAAACGGAAAACAAUGAAGACGUUUCGAUAACAACAAAAGAUGAAAUAAGUAACGCGGAAACUAUUGAAGAAAGUAAAAAACAUGAAGAAAAACAAUCCAACGAAGAUAGUAGUAUCGAGAUACAAGAUGGUGAUAAGGCUACGGUAAAAGAAAUCCCAAGCGAACAAGACAACGCACAAGAAAAAAAAGAAUCCGAGGAUACGAGAACAAAAACGAACAACAUGAAUACCUACAGACCACAGUUACCAUUUCCAAGAAAAGGAAAAGUUAGAAAAACUUUCGAAGAAGCAAGAAAUGCUGCUAAUAAACUCGACAGUAAACAUUCUAGAAAAGUUGUUGAUUACAAAGAUAUAUCCCCGAGAGUAAAAACCAGGCGCGAACCACAAAGCGAUCCAUUAAAAAAAAAAGAAACUUUGUCGAAACGUUCGGAUGUUGAUGUGGAUAAAUUAGUGACAAAGGAAAUAAGAAAACCGAUAUCGCAUAGAAAAGAAACACCGGGAGUGAUAAAAAGAUCAGACGGAAGAAGUAAAAGGUUGGAAAGACAGGCUAGAGUAGAGGAAAAAUCACCGGAAAGGAUAACAAACGUUAGAGAUAAAUCUAAGUUGGAGGGUAUUAGAAAGAGAGAAAAAUCAACGAGUGAUGAAAAACAAUCAGGAGUCAUUAAAAGACCGGAAACGAAAAGAAACAAAGUGGGAUCUUUGUCGAAAGGAGGAGCGGUUGUCGCAAAGACGAUUGUUAGUGGUGCCGAAAAAGCUAAGAUCCUACAAAGGCCAGUGAAACAAUAUUUGUCUGAAAUAUCUGAUACUAAAAUCAAAAGUAAAAAACGUAAAGAAGGAACUACAUUGAAAUCUAAAGAAGAAAGAAAAGGUGAAGAAGAGAAAAUUUCCGGCGAGGAAGCAGAAGAAAAGAAGACAGAAAAAGAAAUCGUAGCAAAAGAAGCGACGGUUACUGAAAAGGUCACUGAUGGUGCUCACGUGGAGGAAAUCAAAGAUGAAAAAUUAGAUUUAAUUGAAAGCGACGAAACGAAAACGGAAACGGAAUCAAAAGAGUCUGAGACUGAAAGAGAAACUGAACGAACGGAAACCGAAUCCAAUAAGGAAACUGAUUUUACAGAAGAUGAAUCUCUUGGUAAAACGGAGGAAAAGAAAGUUGAACCCGACGGUAAGAUUGACGAUGUCGAUGUAAUUGAAAUUAAAGAUACGAAAACAGAAAAAGAUUCUAAAGAAGAUGAGACGGUACAGGAAACAAAACCUACUGAAGAUGAAUCGGAUAAAGCAAAAGGAGACAAAACAAUUUCCAAAAAAGUUAAAGAUGACGAUGUUGAUGUUAUUGAAAUUAAAGAGGGAAAACAAGAUGACAAAUUAGGUACAACUGAAGGUGAUGAGGCUAAAACCGAAACAGAACCAAAGGAAGCUGUAACUGAUGAAGACAUCAAACCCAAGAAAACUGAAACGGAACACGAAGAACCCGAACCUGAAGAUGAAAUUAAAGCACAAGAUGUCACCACUACCGAAGCAAUACCUGAAAAAGCAACAGAUGAGGUUGAUGUCGUAGAAGUUAAAGAGGAAAAACAAGACGAAAAUGUAGAUUUCAUCGAGAUUAAGGAUUCAAAAACUAAAACGGAACCUAUGGAAGAUGAUACUGAGAGAGGAACCGAAAUUCAGGGCACUGAACCUGAUAAGGAAAUGGAGACUACGGUGGAUGAACCCGAUAAGUUAACAAAACUCACUGACGAUGAAAUUGAUGAAAAAACGGAAGAAAAGGAUGUUGAACCUGAGGAUAAAGCAAAAGAAGAUACUGUUGAUAAAGAUAUUUCAGAAAAGACCAUUGAAGAUGUCGAUGUAAUUGAAGUUAAAGAAGAAGAAAAACACGAUGAGGAGGUAGAUUUUAUUGAAAUUAAAGAUAAGAAAACCGAAACAGAAUUCAAGGAACCUGAUAAAGAAAGUGAACCUGAUAAAAGGGUGGAACCUAUUGUGGAUGAACCCGACAAGGAGGUGGAAUCAAAAGAAACUGUGACUGAAGAUGAAAUUAAAGCGAAAGAAUCGACUCCUAGUGAGGGAGUUCCAGACAAAGUAACUGAUGAUGGUGAUGUCAUAGAAGUAAAGGAAACGCUACCUGAUAAGGAGGCGGAGCCCACGGAGGAUGAUCCCGAUAAAAUAACAAAAUCUACUGACGAUGAACCUGAUGAAGAAUCAGAAUUAAAAGAACCUGAACCUGAUAAAGAAUCAGAACUGAAAGAACCUGAAUCUGAUAAGGAGGCGGAGAAAGAAAAAGUUGAAUCUGAUAAUAAAGACAAGGAAAAAGAAGAAAUUUCAGAAAAGGCCAUUGAAGAUGUUGAUGUAAUUGAAGUUAAAGAAGAAGAAAAACCUGAUGAAAAGGUAGAUUUAAUUGAAAUUAAAGAUAAGAAAACCGAAACAGAAUCCAAGGAACUUGAAACUGAUGAAGAAACUAGACUUGUUGAAAUUCUUCCUGAUGAAAAAUCAAAAGAUACGGAAGAUGAACCCGAAAAGAAGGAGGAACAUGCUGAGGAUGAACCUGAAAAGGAUGAUACGGAGUUAAAAGAAUCCAAAACCGGAGAUGAAACUGAAGCAAAAGAUAUUAUCCCUAAGGAAGAAGUUGUAGAAAAAAUAAUUGAAAAAGUAGACGUGAUUGAAGUUAAAGAGGAAAAGGAUGAAGAAAAUGUAGAUUUUAUUGAAAUCAAAAAGACGAAAGGUGAAGAACCUGAGGAAGCUGAAGCUGAAAAGGAAACGGAAAUUGAAAACAUUGAACCCGAGACGGAGCCUACAAAGGAUGAAACCGAUAAGGAAUCGGAAAUCAAAGAACCCGAACCUGAGAAUAAAAUUACUGCAAAGGAAGUUACCACUGAAGAAGCUAUUCCUGAAAAAGUAAUUGAUGAUGUUGAUGUAAUAAAAGUUGAAGAAGAAAAACAACCUGAUAGAGAAGCGGAGCCCAUUGAGGAAAAAUCUGAUAAAGAAUCAGAACUAAUGGUAACUGAACCUGAUGAGGAAGCGAAGAAAAAAGAAGUUGAACCCGACGAUGAAAUCAAAGAAAAAGAAGAAACUUUGGAAAGAAUAACUGAAAAUGCUGAUGUGAUUGAAAUCAAAGAUAAAAAGUUUGAAAAGGACGUUAAAGAAGCUGAACCAUUAACAGUAACAGUACAUACUGAAAGCAAAUCCGAUAAGGAUUUGGAACCCACAGAACCUACAGAAGGAACAAAUCAGGAAGAAGCUAAACCCGAUGAUGAAAGUACAGAAAAAGAAAAUCUUAUGGACGAAGCAAUUCCUGAAAAAGUUCUUGACGAUAUUGAUGUGAUUGAAGUCAAAGAAGGAAAACAAGACAAAGACGCGGAUUUGAUUGAAAUUAAAGAAGCAAUAACUAAAAUGGAACCAACGGAAAUCGAACCUGAUAAGGAAAUAAAACCCAUCGAUGAUGAGUCUGAAGAGAAAACUAAAACCAAUGAACUCGUACCUGAGGAUGAAAUUAAAGCAAAAGAAGUGACCCUUGAUGAAGUAAUACCAGAAAAACCCAUCGAUGAUGUUGAUGUAAUUGAAAUCAAAGACACAAAAACUGAAGCUAAACCUGAGGAUAAAAAAGCUGUACCAACGGAAACUGAACCUACAGAGGAUAAAGAUGAUAAUGUAGCGGAACAAAUGGACAACAAACCCGACGUAACUUCGGAAAAAAUAACCGAAGAAGUAGAUGUGAUUGAAACCAAGGAUACAAAGACUGAAAAGGAUCCUGAGAAAGUUGAAACGGUAAAAGAAUUAGAACUUACUGAAGACAAAUCUGAUAGUAAAACGGAACCCACGGAGGAUGAGCUCCAUGGGGAAAAGGAAUUCAAAGAACCUGAAGAUGAAGAACCUAAAGUUGAAGAAGCUAUUAUUGAUAAAUCAAUAUCAGAGAAAGUAUUUGAUGAUGUAGAUGUAAUAGUAGUUGAAGAAGAAAAACCAGACGAAAACGUUGAUUUGAUAGAAAUCAAAGAGAAAGAACCUGAAGAAGUUGCAACUGAGAAGGAAACUAAACUUGAGGAAUCAGAACCCGCGGAAAUUGAACCUGAUGAGGAAACGGUACACAAAGACGCUGAGCCGGAAGAGAAAACGGAACUCGAAGAACCCGAAACUGAAGGUGGUGAAAUUAAAGCACAAGAAGAUACUCCCGAUGAAGAAAUUUCAAAGAAGGCAACGGAAGAUGUAGACGUGAUAGAAGUUAAAGAAGAAAAACCGGAUGAAAAUGUUGAUUUCAUUGAAAUAAAAGAGAAAGAACCUAAAGAAGCUGUAACUGAAGAGGAAUCCAAAGAAGCUGCAACUGAAGAGGAAACUGAAUCCAAAGAAACUGUACUAACGGAAACUGAGGUUGAUAAGGAAACAGAUACAAAACCCACAGAAGAUGAAUUUAAUAAAGAAACAGAAUUGAAAGGAACUGAACUUGAAAAUGAGACUAAAGAAAAAGAAUUGGCACACCAUGAAGAGAUUUCAGAGGAAAAGGUACUAGAAGAUGUAGACGUAAUAGAAGUUAAGGAAGAAAAACCAGACGAAAACGUAGAUUUGAUAGAAAUCAAAGAAAAAGAACCUAAAGAAGCUGUAACUGAAGACGAAACUGAAAUAAAGGAUAAAACGGAUCUCAAAGAACCCAAACCUGAAGAUGAAAUUUUAGCAAAAGAAGUCACCCUAAAUGAAGGAAUUCCAGAAAAAAUACCUGAAGAAGGUGAUAAAGAAGAAAAACACGAUGACGAAAAAGAUUUAAUUGAAAUUGAAGAUAGUAAAAUUGAAGCAGAAUCUAAAGAACCUGAAGAUGACAAAGAAAGUGAACCUGAUAAAAAGGAGGAACCUCUUGUGGGUGAACCCAAACCUGAUUUUUACGAAAAAGCAGAAACUAUGAAUGAUGAACUCGAUAAGUUAAAAACACCUACUGAUGAUGAACCCGAUAAAAAAACGGAAGAAAAGGAACUUGAACCUGAGAAUAAAGCAAAAGAAGAUAUUGUUGAUAAAGAUCUUUCAGAAAAAAUAAUUGAUGAUGUCGACGUAAUUGAAGUUAAAGAAGAAGAAAAACACGAUGAGGAGGUAGAUUUUAUUGAAAUUAAAGAUAAGAAAACCGAAACAGAAUCCAAGGAACCUGAAACUGAUAAAGAAAGUGAACCUGAUAAAGGGGAGGAACCUGUUGCGGAUGAACCCGAUAAGGAGGUGGAACGUGCUGAGGAUGAACCUGAUGAGAAAACAAAACUGAAAGAAUCGAUGACUGAAGGUGAAAUUUUAGCAAAAGAAUCGACUCCUAUUGAAGGUGUUCCAGACAAAGUAAUUGAUGAAGUUGAUGACAUAGAAGUAAAGGAAACGCUACCUGAUAAGAAGGCGGAUCCUAUGGAGGAUGAACCUGAUAAAGAGGCGGAAAAAGAAGGAGCUGAAUCUGAUAAUAAAGACGAGGAAAAAGAAGAAAUGUCAGAAAAGACCAUUGAAGAUGUCGAUGUAAUUGAAGUUAAAGAAGAAGAAAAACACGAUGACGAGGUAGAUUUAAUUGAAAUUAAAGAUAAGAAAACCGACACAGAAUCCAAGGAACCAGAAACUGAUAAAGAAAGUGAACCUGAUAAAAGGGUGGAACCUGUCGAUGAACCUGACAAGGAGGUGGUUUCAAAAGAAACUGUGACUGAAGAUGAAAUUUUAGCAAAAGAAUCUAUUCCUAAUGAAGGCGCUCCAGAUGAUGUUGAUGUUAUAGAAGUAAAAGAUACGCUACCUGAUAAGAAGGCGGAGCCUACAGAGGAUGAACCUGAUAAAGAAUUAGAACUAAAAGAUUCUGAACCUGAUAAGAUAACAAAACCUACUGAUGAUGAACCUGAUAAGGAGGCGGAGCCAGAAGAAGUUGAAACUGAUAAUAAAGAUAAGGAAAAAGAAGUUACCCUCAAAGAAGAAAUUUCAGAAAAGACCAUUAAAGAUGUCGAUGUAAUUGAAGUUAAAGAAGACGAAAAACCUGAUGAAGAAGUAGAUUUCAUUGAAAUUAAGGAUAAGAAAACCGAAACAGAAUCGAUAGAACCUGAAACUGAUGAAAAAACUAAACUUGUUGAAACUCUUCCUGAUGAAAAAACAGAACCUACUAAGGAUGAACCUGAUAAGGAAUCGGACCUAAAAGAACCUGAACCUGACGAAGGGACAAAUUUGAAAGAAUCGAUGACUGUAGAUGAAAUUAAAGCAAAAGAAUCGACUCCUAUUGAAGGCGUUCCAGACAAAAUAAUUGAUAAAGUUGAUGUCAUAGAAGUAAAAGAAACUCCUGAUAAGGAGGUGGAGCCUUCGGAGAAUGAACCCAAUAAAAUAAUAAAACCUACUGACGAUGAACCUGAAAAAGAAUCAGAAUUGAAAGAGCCUGAACCUGAUAAGAUAACAAAACCUACUGACGAUGAACCUGAUAAAGAAUCAGAACUGAAAGAACCUGAACCUGAUAAGGAGGCGGAGCAAAAGGAAAUUAAAUCCGAUAAGGAUGAAAUGAAAGCAGAAGAAGGUGGUAUACUUAAAUCAGCAAUACCUUUAAAAAUAAUCGACGAUAUUGAUGUUAUUGAAAUUAAAGACACAGAAACCAAAACGGAAGUCACAGAAGGUGAGCCUGGUGAUGAAACACACAAACAUAAAAAACCUAUUGAAAUAACACCUGAUGAGGAAAAACAACCUAAAGAAAACGAUUCUGUAAAAGAAAAGGAAGCUAAAACACCUGAAGAAGAAGAAGAAGAAGAAAAUAUUCUUAAAGAAAAAACUUCUGAAGAAAAAAUUGACGACGCGGAUGUAUUAGAAGUUAAAAGGGAAAAACGUGAUGUUGAUGUGAUUGAAAUUAAGGAUUCCGAGAACGACGGAGAGACUGCAAAUCUUGAACAUCAAAAUGAUGAAAAAACAGAAACUAAAAAUUCUGAACCUGACGACACAGUAGUUACCGACGCGUUACAGAAGGAAACUGAUAACCUUGACAAAGUCGAAAGUAAACCAGAGGAAAAAUUACAGGUGGACCCAAUAAAUCCUGAUGAUAUCGCAGGUGAUGACGAAAGUAAAGCCGAUGUAGCAGGUAUCGAACCUAAUGAUAAAGAAGAUUUUAUUGACCUUGAAAAACCUCAAAAAACGAUCCCUGAUGUGGAUCUCACCGGAAUGAAAAUUUUAAAAUCGGAAACAAAAGAACCGGAGAACUUAAAGAAGAAUCUUGCAACUGAAACAGUACAAGAAAGUAAAAAAGAACCCACGAAAGAGAAUAAAGAAAUAAAGGGUGAUAAAGAGGAAAAAGAUGCCGAAGAAAUAAUUAAAGACGAUGAAGAAGCUAAACAAGAAAAGUUACCAAAAGAAUCCAACGACAAUGCAGACGAUGACGAAGAACUCGAAAACGUGGAAGAAAUCGAAGAAACGAGUUUAACAUUGGAAAUAAUAGAAAAAUCAGAAGAAAUGGAAAGAACGGGAAGUAAAAUAAAAGAUGCGAAUGAAGUUACGGAAGUUAUAGAAAGCGCAGUCGAGGAAAUAAUUACCACUAAAACGGAAGUCGAAGUCACGGGAUCAUCGACUUAUACCAUCGAAACCAUAGAGGAAACAGUUACCGAAAUAACUAAAACGAUUGAAAUUCACGGAUCGAACGAUAUCGAUCCACACGUUGAAAAAACUCAUUUAACAAAUGAAACGUCAAAACCGGAAAUUGUAGGAAAAGAUUCCGUCAAACGUGAUAAAACGGAAGUUAUCGAAACGUGUAAAAAAUUUAUCGAAAACGAAUCGAUGAUUGAGUUAAGCGAUCGUAAAAUUCAACCGACAUCAGCAAUAAUGUCGAUCAUCGGUAACAUAAAACCUGAAAACAUACCUUUUCACAUAAAUGAAAAAAUACUGGAAGAAUCGCAGUCGAAAAAGACGGAAAAAACAAAGAAUGAAAAAACGGAAGUGAUAGAAAACGAUGUUAAAAAAGAAAAAAUCGUUCUGACGGAAAACGUUGAGAAAAUAAUCGAUCCUGUACAGACGCAACCUCCUAAACAAGUUUCUGAAGAAGUCAUCGAGAAAGACGUGGCACUAAACGUAGGGAGUGAAAUUGACGGAGAAGGUAAAGAUUCGAUGGACGAAGAAGUUAAAACUGAAAAUGAAGUCGAUGAUAUAACGGAAGAAGAAAAAAUUGAAUUUAAUAACGGGACCGAAAGUGAAGAUGAACGAGAAUUGGAAAGACUCAAGGCGUCGUUGAACGAUGAUGAUGAUGAUGUUAAAUCGGAUACACAAAACGAAAGAACUAAAAGAAAAGCAGAAGAAAUUAAAGAAGGUGAAGUGAUAUCCGAAGAUAUUGAUAAGAAAAUUGUUUCGGAAAAUGAAAGUCCGGUUGAUAAAGACACCAAAGAUGUAAAAGCCGAUGUUAUUGUCGAUGAUGACAAAGAAGAUCCCAAAGGAAAAGUUGGUGAAGAUAUAGAAGACAUAGAAUUAAAAUUACCAAACAUUCCUGAAGAAUCACCUUCGGAUUUAUUAACUGAUGAAGACACGGAGGAAAAUCCAGACGAGGUAAAAGAAAAACCGAAAGACGACAGCGACGUAGUUGAUAAACUUCCAGUCAUAGAAGAAGAAUGUUGUGCUGUUGUCGACAAAUUUAGCAUACCGAACGUUCACGAAAACGUGGACGGCAAUAAAAUUAUAAAUAUCGAAGUAAUCGAACCGGAUGAAAAUAGGGUACCCGUAGAAGAAGAAGAAUUAUGCGCUGUCGUCGAUAAAUUCAGCAUUGUUAAAGAAGGCGUGUCAGAAGACAACGACAAAGACAACGACGAGGACAAUUCAUUUGACAGUGAAAAAAAAAUAAAAAGAAUAGCAACGCAUUAUUACGAUUCGUUAGAAGUACCGGAAAUAGUUACGAAAACGUACAAAAUAUUACACAUGACCGAAGAACCAUCUUCGUUGGAUCCUGAUUCCGAAAGUGAAACGAUGAUCAAAGCUUAUCAAAUUCAAAAAGAAACAUCCGAUCAAGAUUCUUGGAUGAUAGUUCGAGAAAUUGUCUCCCCAUCGGACGACGCAGACGACAAAAUGAUAAACGACGAAGUAACGGAAAUAGAUGAUCUUAUGGUAUCGAACACGAGUUAUUUCUUACCAUUGUUAAACGUGAGUUUACUCACCAUGAACGAAAUGUUUCUGAACAACGAAAGACUGUUCAGCUCUUUGGAAAUCGAUGAUACGACCAAAUCAUCAUCAAUUUCCAUCGAAAAAAACGUUAAAAAAUUAGAAGUGGAAGAAGAAACACCGAAAAAAGAAUUAGUUAGAGCCGUUCGAGCCGUACCUAUUCCACCGCGAGACGAAGAGGAAGUAGAUGUCGUACCGGAAGAAGAAGAUUUAGAUAAAGAAAAAAACUUACCAAAAUCUGAUAACGUAAAUUCGGAGUCUACCACCAAUGAAACAAGUUCUCAAACUUUGGGUAGCGAUGUUGGUUUUCAAUCCGUUGAAAUCGUAACAGUUAUAGAAUCUCAUCCGUUAAACGCCGAAGAAGACGAUGAUGAUGAUGAUGGCGGUGUCGUUAUUCGACCUUCCGCACCGGAUGCAUCCGUUUUAGGUAUUACAUCUGAAAAAAAAGAAGAGGAAAUGUCGGAUUCGAUAGUACAAAACGAUUCGCAAAAUAAAAAAAAACUCAUAAGAACUGAUACGGUAACACUAAGUUCGAUACGUGAAACCGAAUCCACGGAAUCAAACCUCAAACCGGAAGAAGAAGAAAAUGGAGAAAAACCGGAAACAAAACGAUUGACGAAAAGUUUAACCGACGCCACUCCAUCUCAUGUUGAUAAUGAUGAUUAUAUUGUUUAUAAAUCCUCCGACGGUUCAAAUUUGAAAAAUUCAACGGACGGUGAAGUUUGGAACGUUCUCGAAAAAGAAUUGCAUAUGGCGGCAAGUAAAAUUCAAUCGACUUUUAGGCGGCAUAGACUUCAACGUGAUGACGCAAUACAAAUAUCAACGGACCAAUCAAAAGAAAGCGCGAAUCGAGUGGAUUCAGGUUAUUUAAAACAUGUCAAAGCCGUUUUAGAACGUUUGGGAUAUUCGAGAGUGGGCAACGAUACGAAUUUCGAUCUGUUAUGGUCACAUUUAUAUCCAUUCGGUGAUUUGGCGCCAUUUUCGAAGAAUUUCCUACAGAACCUCAAACCUCAUCAAAAGGUAAAUCAUUUUCCGGGAUCUGGAUUUUUUACAAAUAAAGUGGAUUUAUCCGUGACACCGGGUUUGAAACACGUACCCAAAGCAUUUCAAUUACCAACGGAAAAACAGGAAUUAUUAAAUUACGUUAAAAAUAAUCCGGAUAAGAUUUUCGUACAGAAAAGUAAUUCACACAGAGGUAUUAAAAUCGUGGAUUUCGAAAACGUUGAUUUGAAUUCGGGUGGAACGUUCGUUCAGGAAUUCGUACAAAAUCCGUUACUGAUCGACGGUUAUAAAUUCGAUAUUGGAAUUUAUACUGUUUUAACAUCCGUGGAUCCGUUAAGAGUUUACAUAUACGACGGUGACGUUCUUCUCAGAUUCUGUUCGAAAUUAUACGAACCGUUCGAUGAAAAAGAUGUCGAUAAAUAUGUGGUAGGAGAUGAUUACAUACCAAUAUGGAAAAUGCCAUCUUUGAAAAAAUCCUACAACGAAAGAAAAUUCGGAAUGAAAGAAACUCUUAACGCGUACAUAAAAAAAAUAGGUAAAAAUCCAUCCAAGGUAUGGAAUCAAAUAGAAAAUUCUAUAGCGUCGGUUUUUUUAGAAAAAGAAGAAAAAAUAUUAAGAAUAACUAAAAGAUUUAAAAAUGAUGGAAAUUUUUUCGAAAUGUCACGUUUCGAUUUCAUAUUGGAUUCGGAUUUAAAUGUUUACCUUAUGGAAGCAAACAUGUCGCCGAAUUUAUCGUCUGAUCAUUUUCCUCCGAACAAACAAUUGUACGAAAAUGUUUUAUACGGUUUAUUUUCACUCGUUGGUAUCGGAAAACGUACGGAAUAUUUAACACCAAGAACGAACGAAGAAGAACACAUGGAAGUACCUGAAAAGAGUUUGAUGGUAUUUCGAGAUGAAUGUACCAACAGCCUAGAGUGCGACACGUGCGGUCCCUCACAUUGCACCCUAUGCAAACACUGUUUAACCGACAGAAAUAUAAAAAUAUUAAAAAGCGCAUAUUUGGAACAUACGAACAAAAUCGAUUACAAAAGAAUAUUUCCACCGAAAAUAAAUUCUCAAGGAUUAAAAAUUGAUAAUUUAAAUAUGGAAAAAUAUACACCGGAAAAUAGAUUUAUGUAUCUUUGGUUUAUUGGAAAAUGCAAACUUGAUAAAUCGUGGUGUUGA
This is a messenger RNA of Pediculus humanus corporis (human body louse), 14286 nucleotides long. Its product is annotated as Microtubule-associated protein futsch, putative. Lineage: Eukaryota; Metazoa; Arthropoda; Insecta; Psocodea; Pediculidae. The record is from RefSeq and is a predicted model, not a curated record. Gene Ontology annotation, biological process: protein modification process. The coding region runs from base 1 to 14286 and encodes 4761 amino acids. The transcript is spliced from 10 exons.